Molecule: messenger RNA, 1652 nt
Organism: Micromonas pusilla CCMP1545
Lineage: Eukaryota; Viridiplantae; Chlorophyta; Mamiellophyceae; Mamiellales; Mamiellaceae
Product: CorA metal ion transporter family
Exons: 2
Coding region: 106-1521 (471 amino acids)
Biological process (GO): magnesium ion transport; transmembrane transport
Cellular component (GO): membrane
Molecular function (GO): magnesium ion transmembrane transporter activity
Source: RefSeq, a predicted model, not a curated record
GGCGUCGGCGCGGCGUGGCGAAUUAUUAGUCGGAAUCACACUCUUCGCCGUCGCGUCGUCAGAGGCGACGGCGACGACCGCGUCGUCUCCUUCAACGCUGACGACAUGAUCGACGCCGCGGUUCAAAGCCAAAGCGGCGGCCCGCUCACCGGCGAAGGCGGCGCCGCGCUCCCCGAGCGCAAGACGAGGACGGGCGUCAAACGCGCGUACAUGCGAAGAGGCGCGAAGAAGGUGUGGGCCGCGAUGAACGGGGGCGGGUCCGACGUCGCCGAGUCCUACGGCGACGUCGUGCCCUACGACGGCGGCGACGGCGGGUCGCCCAUCCCGGCGUACGGCACCGCGCCGGUCGCGGACGCGGGGGUGUUACAAGGGCGGGUCAUCGAGAGCGUGAACGGGCCCGUGGGCGGCGGGAUCGGCGAGGGGGCGGGCGUCGCGACGAAGGGCCUCAACGGCGGCGCGUUUCAAGACGACGACGCGAACGGCGGGAACGGCGAGAAGAAAAAGCGGAAGCACAAGUACCACAUCGCGGUGAACCCGCCGAAGCAGCACGGCGUGAUGCGUAUCAACGGCCCGACCGCGUCGUUCAAGCCGAGCGAGUACUUCCGCCAGUCGCUCUCGAGGCGCGCGUUGCUUCGCGACGCGGAGCUCACCCCGCGCGACCUUCGUCGGAUCGAUCCGUACUUACUGCAGACGAACAACACCCCCGCGCUGCUCGUGAGCGAUCAGACGAUUAUCGUCAACCUCGGCGUGCGCGUGAUCGUCCGCCCGGACCACGCGCUGCUGUUCGAGCCGGACACGGCGACGGCGCAGCGGUUCUUGGAGAGUUUGAAGACGCGCGGCGAGACGAAGGACACCCCCGGCGGCGUCGGCGGCGCGCCGAUCCCGUUCGAGCUCGAGGUGGUGGAGGCGGCGUUGCAGGAGACGACGAGCCAGCUGUACGCCAAGCUGGAGUUUUGCGAGGCGCGGUGCCGGCACGUGAGCGAGUCGCUGCGGACGUCGAUCAACCCGGUCGUGCUCGAGGAGCUGAGGCUGACGAAGCAGAGCCUCGUGGAGUUGGACUCGAGGGCGGGGGCGAUUCGGCAGGUGUUGCUGGACACGCUGGACGACGACGACGACAUCACGGAUUUCACGAUUUCGUCCACGGCGGAGCUCAUGACGGAGGAGAAGGAGGACGAGGAGGAGGAGGUGGAGAACUUGAUCGAGUACUACCUUCAGCAGACGGAGACGGUGCACAGCGCCGCGGAGCAGCUGCUUGAGAACACGCGCGAUCUCGAGGAGUCCAUAUCCGUGUCGUUGUCGUCGCGGCGGUACGAGGUGAGCAAGCUAGAGCUGACGCUGUCGAUCGCGACGUUCGCCGCCGCGUGCGGGGCGCUCAUCACCGGCGUGUUCGGGAUGAACCUUCGGUCGUGCCUGGAGAUGUCGAUCACCGCGUUUUAUCUGACGUGCUUCCUCAUCGUGAGCGGGAUGGGCUGGAUAUUCCGUUCGAUCAUGAAGUUCGCGCAGCGGCAAAAGAUUUUGUGACGGAUGACGGAGAGGAGAGCUCGGUCGACGACGGCCGCGGUGUGUUAACCGACGCCGUCGCCACCACCUAGGAACGCCGCGCGGGCGAAGAUAGCUCGCUAGGGUGCGAAUAAAGUUUCAGCUCACGCUGU